Messenger RNA from Pistacia vera, 639 nucleotides. RefSeq names its product iron-sulfur assembly protein IscA-like 1, mitochondrial. Lineage: Eukaryota; Viridiplantae; Streptophyta; Magnoliopsida; Sapindales; Anacardiaceae. Gene Ontology annotation, biological process: iron-sulfur cluster assembly. The transcript is spliced from 3 exons. Bases 83 to 481 code for a protein of 132 amino acids. Gene Ontology annotation, molecular function: 2 iron, 2 sulfur cluster binding. The record is from RefSeq and is a predicted model, not a curated record. Gene Ontology annotation, cellular component: cytoplasm; mitochondrion.
GAAAUCACUCAAUCAGGAAUUAUAAUUGAGAAAGAUCUAGAAGAAAUGGUAGCCAAAUCCAAAUUUGUCUUUUGAGAAAUCAAUGGCAGCCUCUUCUUCUAAAAUUUUAGCCGAGAAGGUGGCGACCGCCGUACGCCGUCAAGCCCUAACCGUAACGGACGCCGCCGCUACCAGAAUCCAUCAACUCUUACAGCAGCGACAGCGCUCUUUUCUCCGCCUCGGCGUCAAGGCUCGCGGCUGCAACGGCUUAUCCUACACGCUUAAUUAUGCAGAUGAAAAAGCAAAGUUCGAUGAGCUAGUUGAGGACAAAGGUGUUAAGAUACUGAUCGAUCCAAAGGCCUUGAUGCAUGUUAUAGGAACCAAGAUGGAUUUUGUGGAUGACAAACUCAGCAGAUCUGAGUUCAUUUUUAUCAACCCCAACUCGAAAGGGCAGUGUGGUUGCGGAGAGUCCUUUAUGACAAGAAGUAGUGCUGCCAAGUGAGGCUGUAGUUAAGGUUUAUAACAAACCAAUGAUACCAGGUUUUAUUUUUUUGUAACCUUAUGUAUUUGAUGCCUGUAAAAACAACAUUGAUUAUCAUUUGCAAAUAAAAAAGGAAAUACCUGGUGCACCACCGGUGGUGAUGUGUAAGUUAACAAAUA